GUAUUACGACGGUUACCGACUGAGAACGACGGAUUUUUAGUUCUAUCAAUGUUUUGAACGUAUUUAAAUGGAUCUGAAACAAAAAAAUGAUUUUUAAUUAAUAAACGCUUUCAAUCAGUUUUGAAUGGGUUUAACUCGUUAAACUGCUGUGAUUUAUCCGACAGAACAUUAUAGUGCAGUGAAAUUUGUAAAAGCGAACAGUUAGAAGGGAAAUUGAUGUGAUUGUUUUCGAAUUUUUUGUCGUAAUAUUUUAUCGAUAAUUAGUUUCUGUAAAACUCCAUGAUAGCCAAAUAUUCGUAUAUUGACUAUCGAACUUCUUCGGCAAAUAAGUUUACUACACAUUCGGUAAAAAAUAAAGACAAUCGUUCAGUGCUUGAUUACUAAUUGUGUUUUGACCGUCGGCACUUCUAUAUCGUCAAUCGCUAAAUAAAUAACCAUGAUCUAAAUGGUCCGCACCGAUCACCAACAAUCAUGACAACACUAACCUCACGAUCGCUGUCGCUAAUACCACUACCCCUUAACAUAUCGAUCGGAGGCAACGACUUAAUGCAAGGGAAUCGAAUGUUGCACAGUCAUUGCAUUCCUAGUCCUCACACAUCAUCGCCGAAGGAUGAUCGUUUAUCACCUCCCAGUCGUUACAGUAGUGAAAGUAGUCCAAACAAUCAUUUAUCACUAGAUGGCAUAAAUCGUAGUCUCGUUGAAAAUAGAAAGAACGUGAUGGAUGAUUUUAGCGAUGCUCGAUCAAGUUCAGUAUCUAGUUUCAAUCGUGAACAAGAUGAAAUGAGUUGUUGCAGUGAUGAUAGCGAACUAUCGGUUGGAAAAGAAGUCGACAGUGGGCAAACAUUCGAUGCCGAACAAGUCAUAACGAGACAUAAUUUAAAUCGUGUUAAAAAACGUGUUGAUCUCGAUGAUAUGGAUAGUGUUGAUGAUUCUUGUGGAACGCCAAUAACGGAAAGGACGAAUCCUUGUGCUAGUGAUGAUUUAAGUAACGAUUCCUCUAGAUAUACAACAUUACAGCCAAAUAGUCCUCGUGACGAAUCGGUACGGUUUCCCAUUGUUAGACCAAGUCCAACACGGCUACAAGAAGAGUUUCUACGAAAUUCACAAUUGUACGCCGAAGAAUUGAUGAAACAUCAAAUGAGUUUUAUGGCUGCAACAAAAGGGCUAAACAUUAGUCCGAAAAUCAAUGAUCAUUCGUUCGGUUACCCUGUACGACCCGAUGUCAGUCCGAUAAAAAUGGAAGAACCAAAAAUUGGGUUUCGACCUUUGAUUCGAUCGCUAGAAAAGGAUCAACGCUGGAAUAAUAUGGACGAUCGAGCCUCCCACUCACCGGAAAGUUUAAAUUUUCGCGGUAUUCAUUCUCAUCUCAGUGCGAUAUCGAAAAUUACAUCGGCAUUAGGACGCGGUGAAAUGGUCAAUCUAACGUCGCCCGGCAGUAUGACGUCGCGUGAAAGCUCACAAUCGCCACCCAUCAAUAUACAACAAUUGAUCAACAAUAACAUUAUGAACGACUCGAAUUUAAAAUUUAGCAUCGACAAUAUUUUAAAGCCGACAUUCGGCCGACGCAUUACCGAUCCCUUGUUGAAACGAAAUAAAAGCAAUAAAAAAUCGGCAGCACAAAGGGCGUCCCAGGGAAACGAUAAACAUGGUAAAGCUAUUGAUCUAACGGCGACAACAAAUGGUUUAGAUGCAAUGACAACAACAAUGGCCACGCCAUCAAUAGCAACACCACCAUUGUCAGCACAAACCGAACAAGAUAAACCGACAACUGAGUCAACAUCAAAGUCACCUAUGGUAUGGCCGGCUUGGGUGUAUUGCACAAGAUACAGUGAUAGGCCGAGUUCAGGACGAAGUCCCCGAACGAGAAGGCCCAAGAAACCACCGAGUGAAAAAGGAAGUUCAUCGGAUGAAAAAAGACCCCGGACAGCAUUUAGCGGACCACAGCUAGCCAGAUUGAAGCACGAAUUCGCCGAAAAUCGAUAUCUAACGGAGCGACGGCGUCAACAAUUAAGCGGCGAACUCGGCUUAAACGAAGCUCAAAUAAAAAUCUGGUUUCAAAAUAAACGCGCAAAAAUAAAAAAGUCGUCUGGUCACAAAAAUCCGCUGGCACUGCAAUUGAUGGCACAAGGUUUGUACAAUCACUCCACCGUUCCGUUGACGAGAGAAGAAGAAGAACUGCAAGAGUUGCAAGCUCAAGCGAAAGCUGGUGCUUAAAUUACGUUGGACCUAACAAAUGAAAACAAGACAGAUUCUCAUGCAAUUUUAGCAUAAAUUGAAGUUCGAGUGCCAUUAAUAAAAAAUUAUUGCUAAGAAAAGUGCGUAAUUGAAAAAUUAUAAAUAAUGUGUACCCGUAGCAUAGGGGUAUCGCGAGUCUCAGUUACGGAGAGUAUAAGUAUUAUGAAUAAUGUUCACGAUUUAUAUGUAUAGAGAGAAAAGAAUUAUAAAUACGAAGAUUAUACGUGCGUAUAAACUGAAGUCAAUUCAAUAAAGUGUAACGAUCAUUCUACUUUAUCACAAUGCCACCAUAAAACUUGUUUUCUCAACGAAAAUUAUGUACUAUAAAAUAUAGCAAAAUAUUUAUCAACAAAAAAAAUUGUGUAUUUAUGUAUUUAUUACCGAACGUAUACCUAUUUGACUUGAAAUGAAAAUU
This is a messenger RNA of Bradysia coprophila, 2650 nucleotides long. RefSeq lists its product as uncharacterized. The record is from RefSeq and is a predicted model, not a curated record. Gene Ontology annotation, cellular component: nucleus. Gene Ontology annotation, biological process: regulation of transcription by RNA polymerase II; multicellular organism development; neuron differentiation. NCBI's taxonomy places the organism in Eukaryota, Metazoa, Arthropoda, Insecta, Diptera, Sciaridae. Gene Ontology annotation, molecular function: RNA polymerase II cis-regulatory region sequence-specific DNA binding; DNA-binding transcription factor activity, RNA polymerase II-specific.